GUUCAAAAAUAAAUCCUUCAAAUCUCAAUUUAGAAAUGCAUUGAGUCUCAGAUAAAACGAUGAAAAAUAAUGUUUUUCGAGCCUCUGAAUUAUACGUGCCUGGCUGCUUAACUUCAAUUAUUUGUCUAGUUGAAGGGUGAAGAUGAAGUUACCUCCGACUGUGAUGUGUGUCUGUACGUAUCGUAUUCAUUUCUGAAAAUACUUCGUUAAGAGUUUUCUCAAUUACUACGUAUGUAGGUGAUAACUAGGUACUUAUGUACUUCGAUGCAUUUACCAUCGCCAUUUUACCUAACGUAGUUUAGUUUGCCCCUUCAAUUUUUUAAAUAGGCAACUCAACUAGCCAAGGCCAAACAUAUUGUUAUUUUUGGUAGGGCUAUGGUAGCCUGGUAGGGCUUUUUUUGGUAGUGAUAAGAAAUGAUAACAGAAGUCCAUUUCUUACCAUUUCUUCUCUCGGAAAUUCAAAUCGUAAAAAUAUGAGAGGAUUCUCUUCUGUCUAGCGAAAAUCGAUUGCUACCUUUAGCUAUGCUGUUCUGUCAUCUAUCAGUAUCAAAAAAUACAACAUUAUGAUGCAGUACAUUUACAAAUAUGAAGACUCAAUGCGUCAAUGUGAAACUUUACUCACUGAAAACUUCGCUAAACUCUGCAAAUAUUCGAAGUGUUUUCUACCACAGUCAUCUUCGAUUUCAUCAUCCGAGUCCACUGAACGAGAUAAGGAUGAAUACGAAAUUAUGAAGAAUAAGCUUAACACAGCUCAAGAAAAUAUUGCUACGUUAAAAUCAGACUAUAAUGAUUUAACUCAACACAGUUUCAAGUCAAGUUCAAUUGGAAAUAAUUUCAAGGAGAAGUUUUUCAAUUACUUAGCUCGCCAAGAAACAUUGAGAUUGAAAUUCAUCGAAACAAUCAACGUGUGCAAACAAAUAAAUUCAAAUUUGGAUAAUAUUCUACGCGAUCGUUCCAAUGAAGCUGUGAAUAAGAAUUCUAUUCAGAAUGCUUCACAAGAUUCUGAAGUUGAACAAAAUCGUUCGAAUAGAGCUGAUGUAUUCAAUUUGUCUUCAAUUCCCAAAGUAUAUGUUUUACUGCCAAAACUCGAUUGGGACUAUGGUGAUCCUCUUACUUUGGAUGGUCAUAAUUUCGAGACAUCGUUUUCAAAUGAGCACAUUGAAGAGUUAUGUACCUCUCCUGCUCCUUCUGCUUCUGCUUCCAAAUCGCUAGAAGUUUCAUCUUCAGAUCUGAAUAGCGAUGUAGCUGUGAAAAAAUGCAAUUCAAAGACUGUUUUAAAAAUCAAAAAAUUGAAAAAUUCGGCCUAUUUGAAACGAAAUAAAGCUCCUAAUCUCAGUAAAUCGGUGGUGUGCAAGAUUUGUCAUUGGAAUGCCAGUAACAAAGGGAAUAUGAAAAGACAUAUGUUUUUGCACAAAGGUUUAAAACCAUUCGAAUGUGCCGAUUGUGGUAAAUCGUUCGCAAGGAAGGACUAUAUGAGACAACAUAUAUUUUCAAUGCAUUUGCCCUAUCAAAGCAGACCAUAUAAAUGCGAUACUUGCAACAGAUUUUAUUUAUGUCGGAGCAAUCUGAACUAUCACAGAUGCUCAACAGUUUCAGAUCGUCGCCAAUCUCCGGUCUGCAACACUUGCGGUAAACAUUUCAGUCUCCGAAGUGAUCUCAAAAGACAUAUGUUAAUUCAUGAAGGUGUGAAACCGUUCAAAUGCGCUGAAUGUGGGAAAUCAUUCAGAAGAAAAUCUCAUAUGAAUCUACAUAUCCGUCGACAUCAUUCUUCCUAUCACACCCGACCGUAUAAUUGCGACAUUUGUGGAAAACGUUUUGUAGCUCAGUUCCAUCUAAAUACUCACAAACGCCUUGCUGGACAUUAUUGCUCUUCAAAAUUACCCAAAUUUACGUCAGCAAUUGUAGAUGAUUGUGAAACUGUUGGGGAACAUGUCUCGAAUACUGUUUUGGGUGCCAAGAAAGUUGAAAAAUUGGUGUCAUCACAACGAAAGAAAAAAUCAAAUUCGAGCAAUCCUUUCGUUUGUAACAUUAGUGAUCAGAAUUACAGCAGGCGAGAUCAUCAGGAAAGACAUAUGAUUUCGCAUGAAUUUUCAAAACCAUUUAAAUGCGCCGAAUGUGAUAAAUCUUUUGCAAAAAAAAAUUAUGUGAGACGACAUAUAAUUCUGGUGCACAUCAAUGAUCAGAGAUCUCUUGACUCUCAUUAUUACUGCGCGCAUUGCAAGUAUCGAUGCCAAUCCAAAGAACGCUUAGUUUAUCAUAUCAAGGAAAACCAUAUAUCAAAUUUAAGUGUUAAUGAAAUUAGCUGCACCAUAUGCGGAAAAACAUUUAGAACCAUGGGUAGUAGAGCAUACCACGAACGAUGGGCUCAUGUCGGAAAAAAAUGUUUCUGUUGUACGAAAUGCGGUAAUCGCUACAAGUACGCUAGUAGUCUUGCACAACACUUGAGAUUUAAACAGUGUAUGCCCAAGUAGUGCAUUUGUAUGAAUAAUUUUUUUCCUUGGUGACUGUAAAAUUGCCCUCAACUUCUAUUUUAAUACGACAAAUUUAUCGCUAUGUCGCAAUAUUUUUAUUGUUUCUCAAUUAUUAAUCCAUGUAUGUACCUCCUUAGUGUGUUCAUUUUAGCUAUUAUCAAAUUGCACUGUUGUCAAUUUGUCAUUAAUUACAUUUUUUUCAUUUUAUAGGCUUUCACAUUGAUAUUUUGAUUUCUGGUGAAUUUUUGAAAAAUCAGAAUUGAUUAUUUUUGACGAAUAAUGCCUUUAAAAUUAUUGUUAUGUAUUCUUAUUCAGUGAGAAUGAUCGGAAUUAGUUCUGAAACCAUUAUCAAUUCCCUCAAACCAAGUUUCACGAUUUCCGGAUAUUCUGGAGCCUCUAGUGCAAUUUUUAAUCGCUCCAGAAUUUCACUCCAGAAUUCAGAAGGUGUGGAUAUCAAUUUGACCGGCUAAAAAUCGAGAUGUUUGUCCUCGACCUGUUCAAAGGAGUUACCCUCGAUUGAGCCGAUUUUCAGGCGGACGCCUCAUGUGCGUUUUUGUAACCAGGAUAACUUCUGAAGAAAAAAUUUAAAAAAUCAGUUUUUUCACAUUUUCUGUGUGUUGGGAAAUUCUGAAAAUUCGCACGAAUGGCUGUAUCCUGACUAAAGAGUAAAACCAACUCUCCGAAUCCAAAAUUUCUCAAUUUUAAGGUAUUCUUAAGCCUCUAGCAUGUUUUUUUUGGUGUGUUCUCCAUGCAUUGUAAAAUGUCUCCAGAUGGAGUAUGUAGAAAUGAAUCUGGAUGGCCUAAAAUCGCAAUCCUGCUUAUCCUCGAUCUAAUUAACGAAUUUAUCAACAUCUGAGUUGAUUUCCAGUCGGAUACCUCAAGUGGAUUUUUUUGAUAAGCAUUCUCCACUUAUACCUAUCAAAAAUAAUAAGUUGUUCAAAAAAAUGCGUGUAAAGUCGGAAGUGUUUGCUUAGAAAUGGACUCAAAUGUGAAUAAAUGCUGAAACAGGUUAAGUCUGAACCACAACUUCAUUUUUAACAGCCCAAAUUGAUUUCAACUCCUUCUGGAGAAAUUUUAAAAUCCUAAAGAAAUCAAAAAUCACUCUAAAGGCUUCCAGAAUGGUUCGGAAUGGUGAAAUCCGGUUCGAGGGAGUUGAUAUGGUUUCAGGACUGAUUUCCAUCACAAUGUAACGUAACUAAUUUUCUGCUAGCCCCCCUCCUUCUGUCUUCACAAGAAGAGAUGACUGGCAAAAAUCAAAAUAGUUCAAAAAUCUCCGAAAAGACUAUAAUUUUCAAUUUUUUAAUUUUAUAAUUUUGAAACAGUUUUUAGAUUUUUUUUUUCGUAAUUUUCUUACGAGCAAAAAAUUAAAAAUAAACAGCGAUUUUUGAUGAAAAAAAAAACGUUGAUUUCUUUUUAUGUAUUAAAAUAAGCAAUAGGUAGAAUAUAAAAUUGCGUUCAAUGGAUUAAUUCAAUUCCACUAUACAAACAUUCACAAGAAUGCUGAGAUGAUUUUAAAAAAUUUCUAAAGUAUUUAUAAAUUAUUAGAUACCCAACGAAUUUGUUAGAUGUAGGGUAGGUACCUAUAGCUAAUUGGGAACACGACGUUUUUCGAUACCUAUAAUCUGGUGUAAGUACAUAUUUAACGAUGUAAUGUAAUAUUAAUUUUCUGCUAGUCCUCGCCCAUCCUUACCUCUCAAAAAAAGUUGACGAACAAAAAUCACCAAAAUUCAAAAUAUCUCCAUGAAGACUGAAAUUUUCAAUUUUUAAAUUUUAUACAAUUUUGAGUUUGAAGCAGUUUUCUUUUUUGUAAUUUUCUUGGUCAAUUUUUGAAUCUCUAACUGUCGUGAGAUCUACCUAAAACAAAAAAUUAUCGUUUUUUAAAUUAAUUUUUUCGUGUUGCCUUGAAGAGAAUAUAGGUAUAUAUAGUACUUACUGUACAUACAGAGUACAUCAAGUUUGACAGAGAGGAUAAAGGAAAUACAUAGCAUACUUAUUUAAUGAGUAAUAUUUGAUAUGGUAUCUCCAUACUUCCACAGCAAAAUGAUUAGUACUGCCAAUGAUCUGUAUAUACGUUUUUAUUUACAGUAUUCAAAAAUUAUCAUAAAUUUAUUGAUGCAUGUAAAUAUAGGUACUCGUAAAUUUUGCAUUAAAGAUACAUACGUUUCAUGAAAGUGAAAAAGCUUACCUACCUAUGUUUUUUGGAAGAAUAUUUCAUAAGUUUCAUGAACAUAAUAUUGGUAAUAAUGUCUAUAUUAGGUAAGUAAAUACCUAAAUUCGUACAUAUUAAUGUAUCAUUUUUUCCUUCAAUCUGUUGUCCAUUGGCAAUUAAAUUCAUAAGGAUGUAGUUAUACCUAGAAAUUAAACUCUGAACUCAUGUUCACUUAGUAUUCACAAAUUCACAAUUCCACCUCAACGUACAAUGCAAUAAAAAUGGGAAAAUCCAUGUAUUAUUGGGAACAAAUCGAAUACCUACCUCGAGAAAAUGCGAGACACAAAUUAAAAACAACCUGCCAUCAUCAUUCGCUAACAUACUUAGUUAUCUAUGAUGAAAAUUUCCUACUAAAAGAUUUUUCUUUAAAUUUAAAACGUAAUGGUCACUUGUCACUUUUAACACAACACAAGUUGUGACUUUCAGACUUGUGAUGAUAGUGAUGUUGAGACUGAGGGCCAUAUUCAUAGACGUUACUUAAGGGACACUUGGCUAAGUGGUGAAUUUUGAAGCAAUUUUUCCAGGCGUGUCAGAGUUGGCGCGAUUCGAAUCGCGUGAAAGAAUCGAGAAAGAAUCCGAUUCUCACGAUUCGAAUCGGAUUCGAAUCGCGGUUCCCCAAGUCAAAAGAAUCGGGAAAUGCAGGAAUCCGAUUCCCUUUUAUAGAGAAUUGCACCGCCUCGAUUCCCUGCGAUUCCUUGCAGAUGUUUUUCACGUGUUAAAACAGUGAAAUGUACUGUUUUUAAUGACUUUUAAGUGAUGCAUUUGCAUUUUGUAGCUCGGGACUGAUGACAUUUUUUUAAAGGUUAGCUGUUGUGUGAAAAUAUCUUGAAUCAUCGAUUCUAUACAGUGAAGGAAUCGCGCAACGUAAGAAUCGGAUUCAAUUUAAUGGAGAAUCGUGCCUUCUCGAUUCCCUGCGAUUCCCUGUUCACAGCAACAAACAAAAGAAUAGAACAUGCAAAAUGAGCAUAUACCAAGUUGGGGAAAUUACUCAUUUCAUUUCAGAUUCAUUUGUGCAGUC
This is a messenger RNA of Planococcus citri (citrus mealybug), 5698 nucleotides long. RefSeq names its product zinc finger protein 14-like. The transcript is spliced from 6 exons. NCBI's taxonomy places the organism in Eukaryota, Metazoa, Arthropoda, Insecta, Hemiptera, Pseudococcidae. Gene Ontology annotation, biological process: regulation of transcription by RNA polymerase II. The record is from RefSeq and is a predicted model, not a curated record. Gene Ontology annotation, molecular function: RNA polymerase II cis-regulatory region sequence-specific DNA binding; DNA-binding transcription factor activity. Bases 564 to 2471 code for a protein of 635 amino acids.